Paramuricea clavata is the source of this 1077-nucleotide messenger RNA. Lineage: Eukaryota; Metazoa; Cnidaria; Anthozoa; Malacalcyonacea; Plexauridae. The record is from the annotation of a GenBank genome assembly.
AUGGAGGAAAAUUUUGGGGAGAGAAUAGUGAAUAUGGAAGGAAAACUCGAAGCGGUGAAGAAUAACGUAAGAGGAUUGACAGCAGCUUUGAUUGAAGGUUUUGAUGAAAUGAAGGAUGUUCUUGUCAAGAUGGAGGACAGGAUAGAAGAAAACCCAAGAAAAAGAAGACGUACAGCAAGUGGUGAUAAGGAAAAUAUAAUUGUUGCUGGAGGCUGGGAUGACUCUGUAGAGAUGUUUAACUGGCGUCGAGGAACAUGGUCGCAAUUACAAUCCAUGCCAAAGAAACUUCAGGGAGCGACGUCGUUUGUUUACAACGAUCAUGUGACCAUAGCCGGAGGUGAUUGUCUUUAUUCUGACGAUCAUACUUCUAGCCAGUGUGUCGAUAAUCUGUUUACAAUGUAUAUCAACCCAAACCGUAAUCUCUCAAUACCCUGGUUUGAAUAUCCAGUUAAGCUGCUUGCUAAGUCGGCAUACCACAGCAGUGUGUUGUAUAAUGAUCGCUUGAUAGUCACUGGUGGUGGUUAUGAUGCAAAUCAUGUAUCCGACAGAAUUGAUGAAGUCCAGCUUGUUCCUCCAUAUACCAGCGAGACCUUAUCAAGAAUGCCAGAACCAAGACGGGGUCAUUGCACGCAAUUAUUUGAUGAUAACCUGUUGAUCGUUGGUGGAAGUACAACUGGCAGAUACCAAGACAGCCUCAGCAGUGUCGUACUGUAUGAUAUAAAAAAGAAAGAAUUUCAACCGUUGCCAGAACUACCGUAUAAAGUGAGUCAGAUGGCAACUGUGAGAUUGGGAUACAACAUCGUUGUUAUAGGCGGCCUUCACGAAAGGGGGGAAGCAUUAGAUACAGUUAUCAUGUAUAAUGUCGUGACACGAACACAUCACAUGCUGCCGUCAAUGAGAUGUAAGAGAUCUGGAUGUACUGCAGUUGUUAUUGGAAACAACAUUGUAGUACUGGGAGGGUCGAGUGGGCAUGAACCAUUAAAGUCAGUUGAAGCUUUCAACUUUGAAAGUUAUACUUGGGAAGAACUUCCAGAAAUGUCUAAAGCAAGAUGGCUUCACACAGCUGUUGUUGUGUGA